AUGAUUCUCAUCAUAUUAGAAUUAUAAUGUCAUUGUUGGCACCUUUGAAUGUGGAGCGGGCAGUGUGUGUCGCUGUCAUUGGUUGGAAAGAGGUGUAGACACGGGUUGUAUUCCAGUUACUGUAUAAUUGUUAUUGGCAUAUAUGACAAGAAUUGUAAUUAUUAUUGAGAUACAUAUAUUGUUUUCUUACUUAUUAACAAGUUUGGUAUUGGUUAGUAAUGUGUAUUUGUUUGUCAAGAGGAAGUUUUCUUUUAGGGUCUGUGUAUGUAACACGGAUAUAUAUUAUACCGCACUCAGGUUGUAGGGGUAAGGUAGGCAGAGGUACAGUUGGUGCCUGUCAGGGGUGAGUGGCGGUUGUUUGACUGAGCAUAGUUGGGGUAAUGCUGUAAUCAGACAUGUGGUGAAGUCUGCCUUGGCUGAUGAUGGGCGGUCAUUUUGCUGAAUCAAUCAAUAAAUCAAGAUACAGCAAGUCAGCCCAAUCAUAGUCAUUAUCCUACACUACAAUUCAGCAAAAUUCGCAGAGCAGCCAUGGAUGACUUGAAAAGGGAACGUGCUAAUGCCAAGAGGAGAUUCACCAGGAAGGUGGGACUCUUCAAGGAUGCACACAAGAGAGGAGACUCCACAGCAACCCUACAAGUAUUGUAUAGUGAAGUUUGUGAUUCUUUCAAAGUAGUGGAUGUGGUGAAUGAGAAAAUUAUUGACCUUUUAGAUGGUAGUUCAUCUUGCCAAGAGUAUGAAGACUAUAUCAUGGAAUUGGAAACUAUAAAGUGCACUCUUCUUGAGACAUUAAAAGAAAAACCUAAGGCUGUACUUGCCAUGAAAAAAAUUGAGCCUCCUAAAUUUGGUGGAUCUGUAAGGUCAUUUCCCUCGUUUAUUAGGGAUUAUACAAGACUGGUUGAAUCACAACAUGGUGAGGAUCCCUAUGUACUCAGAAUGUCACUAGAGGGGGAACCCAGGAGACUUGUAGAAGAUUUAAAUGAUUACAAAAGAAUGUGGGAGAGAUUGAAUGAAACAUAUGGUCAUGAAGGAAAGUUAAUUGAUUCAAUCUUGGGAGACAUUAGGUCAUAUAAGCCAAUAAGUGAAGGUGAUGAUAAACGGUUAAUCAAGCUAAUCAAUACUGUAGAAAAGGUAUGGUUAGAUGUAAGCAACUUGAACCUAACAAAGGAGUUGGAGAAUGUUACUGUCCUGACUCAAGUAGAAAAAUUGUUACCCUCUAUGUUGAAAAAGGAAUGGGCUAGUAAAGUACAACAAGUGAAGACUGACAAGUUUAAAGAGUUGGUUGCAUUCUUAACAGAGCAUCGAAAAGCUUUAGAAUACUUACAAGAUGAGUCAAGACUUGGUGCGUCAAAGGUAACGGUGCAUACCACUGACGUAUCAAACACAAAAGAAAAUGACUUAUUAGAAGUCAUAAAACUGUUAGCUGUGGGACAAGAGAAACUACAAAACCAGAUGUCAGAGUGUUUAACUAAUAUAGCUCAAGUAACAGAUGGAAGAUAUUGCAGUAGGAAUUACACAUCAAAAGUUAAUGGUGAUCAGAAGGAGAAGUAUUGUCUUGUUCAUGAUAGUGAAUCUCAUCACUUACAGGAUUGUAUGACAUUUAAGCAAUGGACAGCUGAAAAUCAAAUGGAUUUUUUAAAGCAAAAUAGAAUUUGUUUUGCAUGUCUCAAAAGAGGGCACCUAUCUAGGGAUUGUGAUAAGCAAAUGCCUUGUAGAGUAAAGGUAAAGGGAGACAUUUGUGGUAAGCACCACCAUUCAAUUUUGCACCCUAUAUUUAGCAGUCCUUAUACUUCUACAAUGGAUGUUAUGAGUAACCAUUUGACAAAGAAAGGUGCAUUUUUGAUGACUGGGUUUGUGGAUAGUGGAGGUGUUUCUGUUCCCACAUUAUAUGAUGCAGGAAGUAACAUCAGUCUGAUCACUUUUAGAAUGGCAAAGCAACUAGGACUCAAAGGUACUCCUAUACAGCUUUCAGUGACAAAGGUCGGUGACCACACAGAAGAAUUGGAUAGUUUUGUUUAUAAGAUGUCCUUGAGGGAUCAAACAGGGAAGGAAAAAUUUGUUGAAGUUUGUGGAAUUUCCGAAAUAACUGGUGCUCAUCAACAGGUGAAUUUAUCGGAAAUUGCUAAGAAAUUUGAAGUGCAAGAAAAGGAUAUCCAAAGGCCUGAAGGGCGUAUAGAACUACUAAUAGGAUCUGAUCACUGUACUUUAAUGCCACAAGUUAAAAAACCAUAGAUAAUGUUCAGUUAAUGUCAAAUGAGUUUGGUUUCUGUAUCAGAGGUAGAUUGGAUGACAAAGGAAAGGGACAUAGCUAUUGCGUGCAAAUUAAUCACGUGAGUUGUAAUGACACCACAGAUUGGCAUUUCAGGACUAAACCUAAUGUGG
Portunus trituberculatus (swimming crab) is the source of this 2379-nucleotide messenger RNA. RefSeq lists its product as uncharacterized. The transcript has 3 exons. The coding region runs from base 529 to 2229 and encodes 566 amino acids. The record is from RefSeq and is a predicted model, not a curated record. Gene Ontology annotation, molecular function: zinc ion binding; nucleic acid binding. NCBI's taxonomy places the organism in Eukaryota, Metazoa, Arthropoda, Malacostraca, Decapoda, Portunidae.